AUAUCAAGGAGAAUAAUGGAGAAUGAAGAUUUCUUGAGAAGUACUGUUCAUGGAAGAGAAGAAAGACAUGAGGAGAAGAGAAAACAUGUUUCGUCUCACGAUGAUUCGCAUCAAGAACAAGACCAUAUAAUAAGAUCCAAGUUGGACUCAAUUAGAGUCGAAAUGGAGGAGGCUAAAGAGGAAAAUCGAAGGCUAAAGUCAUCAUUGAGUCGGACAAGAAAGGAUUUUGAGAUCCUGCAAACACAAUACAACCAAUUAAUGGUGCAACAUGAAGACUGGACAAAUAAGUUCUCACCGAAAGGCCAUCAUCAAGACAAAGAAGAAGAUGAAGACAAAGUAAACAUUAGCGAGCGCGAGGAACUUGUUUUGUUGAGCCUAGGUAGACGGUCAAAAUCACCGGUUCCAAGUGGCUCAAUGACGAAUCAAGACGAAAAGGGGAAAGGCUUAAUGGAUGAAACUGGUGAUGGCAAAAAAACUGAUGAACAUGAUGAAGGGUUAAGUAUGGGAUUUGAAUACAAGGAUUUGAGUAAUCCUAGUGAGAAGUUAGAGAUUGACCAUAGUCAAGAAAAGACGUCCUUGGAGGUUAAUAGCAGUAAUAAGAUCCCAUCAGAGAAUAGUUUCGGGUUUAAGAAUGAUGGAGAUGAUCAUGAAGAUGAAGAAGAGCUUUUACCUCAGAACCUUGUUAAGAAAACUAGGGUUUCUGUGAGAUCUAGAUGUGAGACACCUACGAUGAAUGAUGGAUGUCAAUGGAGGAAAUAUGGUCAGAAAAUAGCUAAAGGGAAUCCAUGUCCUCGAGCUUACUAUCGUUGUACCAUUGCACCUUCUUGUCCCGUAAGAAAACAGGUACAAAGAUGUUCAGAAGAUAUGUCUAUUCUUAUCUCAACUUACGAAGGAACACACAACCAUCCACUUCCCGCGUCAGCAACCCCCAUGGCAUCAGCCACUUCCGCCGCAGCCUCCAUGCUCAUCUCCGGAGCCUCCUCCUCCGGCGCAGCGGAUCUUCAUGGCCUUAACUUCUCUCUAUCCGGCAAUAGCAUCACUCCGAAACCCAAAUCACCGUUCCUCCAAACCUCUUCUUCUCCUUCUUCUACAGGCCAUCCCACCGUCACUCUAGACCUCACUGCCUCCUCCUCGUCGCAGCAAACGUUCUUAUCAAUGCUCAAUAGAUUCAGUGCUUCUCCUAGUAAUGUCCCAAGAUCUAAUAGUUAUCCUUCGACCAAUCUCAACUUCUCAAACAACACCAACACAUUGAUGAACUGGGGUAGUGAUAGUGGUAGUGGUACUCGCAAUGAGCAAUACCGUGCAGCUUUCGGCAACGUUGGCACCCAUCAGCAAUCACCUUACCGCUAUAUGAUUCAAACUCGAACCACCGGGUCAUCUUUUGACCCGUUUGGGAGAUCGUCUUCAUCUUCUACAAAUCCUACUCAUCAAGUGCAAUCUUUACCGGCGGAAACAAUCAAGGCGAUCACUACUGAUCCAAGUUUUCAAUCGGCUCUUGCGACUGCUCUAUCUUCCAUCAUAUAG
Molecule: messenger RNA, 1524 nt
Organism: Brassica napus (rape)
Lineage: Eukaryota; Viridiplantae; Streptophyta; Magnoliopsida; Brassicales; Brassicaceae
Product: probable WRKY transcription factor 61
Exons: 4
Coding region: 16-1524 (502 amino acids)
Biological process (GO): regulation of DNA-templated transcription
Molecular function (GO): sequence-specific DNA binding; DNA-binding transcription factor activity
Source: RefSeq, a predicted model, not a curated record